CGAAAGACUCGCCAACCCGAAGCACCGUUUAUCAACGACACCAAGUCCUUGACGACCCGCAGUGAAACGCUCGACAAACUGCGACAGGACUUGUGGUUGACCACGCAGAAGCAGCUCAAGAUCGUUCAACUCAUCCGGAACGAAAUUCCAGAUUGCAAGGACUCCGACGCCAGGAACGUCGUGCACGAUACGACUGAACUGCUACAACACCGCAUAAGCCAGACGCAGACUAUUCUGGAAGGAACUUUCGACUACUCCAUCCAGCUCGACAAGAAGCGUAGACUUAAGAAACAAAAGCAGUAG
This is a messenger RNA of Phytophthora nicotianae INRA-310, 303 nucleotides long. RefSeq lists its product as hypothetical. The annotation marks the transcript as partial. The transcript has a single exon. Lineage: Eukaryota; Oomycota; Peronosporomycetes; Peronosporales; Peronosporaceae. The record is from RefSeq and is a predicted model, not a curated record.